CACACACCCCCUUAUUAUCAUAGUACCACUUCUACUACCACUACUACUACUCUACACAUUAGUAAUUAUAUAUAUAAUUAGCCAUGUCGGGAGUUUGGUGGUUCGAAAACGGUGUCGUUCGAUUAGUGGAGAACCCAGGUGCGGAGUCGUACGAGGGGAGCAGACAAGGGUCUCAGAGACGAAGAAAGGUGCUGGUUCACACGGCGUCGAACGAGGUAAUAACAUCGUACUCGGCGCUUGAACAGAAACUGUCUUCGUUGGGUUGGGAAAGGUACUAUGAUGACCCUGAUUUGCUUCAGUUCCACAAACGCUCCACCGUUCACUUAAUCUCUCUACCUAAAGAUUUUAACAAGCUCAAGUCCAUGCACAUGUACGACAUCGUUGUUAAGAAUCGAAAUGUCUUCGAAGUCAGGGACAUGUAGUAGUGUUAAUUUCUACUACUUAAUUAUAUAUACUAUACAUGUAUGUUAUGAUUGUGUGUGAGUACUUUUCUGAACUGGGUCUUUUAAUUGUGCUAAAUAUUGAGUAUAUUUGAUUAGGGUGUGAAAUUGAGAGUUUGUGCAAAUAAUAAUAAUAAUAAUUAGAUUGUAGAGAUUAUAUAUAUUAAGCUUGAUUAAUAAUAAUAUAUAGUUUUCAAGGGGUUUGUUUAA
Cannabis sativa is the source of this 650-nucleotide messenger RNA. RefSeq names its product flowering-promoting factor 1-like protein 3. The record is from RefSeq and is a predicted model, not a curated record. The transcript has a single exon. NCBI's taxonomy places the organism in Eukaryota, Viridiplantae, Streptophyta, Magnoliopsida, Rosales, Cannabaceae. Gene Ontology annotation, biological process: regulation of flower development. Bases 84 to 422 code for a protein of 112 amino acids.